This is a messenger RNA of Xenopus tropicalis (tropical clawed frog), 3107 nucleotides long. It is a transcript of the gene eif5a2, whose product is annotated as eukaryotic translation initiation factor 5A. The record is from RefSeq and is a predicted model, not a curated record. Gene Ontology annotation, cellular component: cytoplasm; endoplasmic reticulum membrane. The transcript is spliced from 5 exons. Gene Ontology annotation, biological process: translational elongation; positive regulation of translational elongation; positive regulation of translational termination. The coding region runs from base 131 to 595 and encodes 154 amino acids. Lineage: Eukaryota; Metazoa; Chordata; Amphibia; Anura; Pipidae. Gene Ontology annotation, molecular function: translation elongation factor activity; RNA binding; ribosome binding.
AGUAGAGGGGCCGUUCUGGGAGAAGCUUCAAUUGGCCCCUCCUCUCCCGGGCUGCCGCAGUGAAAUUGGGCGCGUUUGCGCAGUGACUGUCCUUUUUUUUUGUUGGAAGUACUGGUAGACACCCAGCAACAUGGCAGAUGAUAUAGAUUUCACCAGUGGAGAUGCUGGGGCUUCCUCUACUUUCCCCAUGCAGUGCUCUGCUCUGCGCAAGAAUGGGUUUGUGGUUCUGAAAGGACGUCCCUGUAAGAUUGUUGAAAUGUCAACUUCCAAGACUGGCAAACACGGUCAUGCCAAGGUCCACCUGGUUGGUAUUGAUAUCUUUACUGGUAAGAAGUAUGAAGAUAUUUGUCCUUCUACCCACAACAUGGAUGUUCCAAAUAUUAAAAGAUGUGAUUACCAACUGAUUGGUAUUAAUGAUAAUUACCUGUCCCUUCUGAGUGAUAGUGGUGAUGUUCGUGAGGAUCUGAAGAUGCCAGAGGGAGAUUUGGGAAGGGAAAUACUGAUGAAACAUGAUGGAGGAGAGGAGAUCUUGGUCACAGUCUUGACUGCAAUGAAUGAAGAAUGUGCUGUAGCCCUCAAGGCAAUGACUAAAUAAACAGGGAUCCCCCAGGCUGGAGCAAUCUGCUCAGGUCAAGAUAACCACAGAUCUUAAAUUUGGUUCUGAUUGUCACCAAAGCUAUGGCCUUCACAAAUGACCUCAUUUCCUUUUGACUUGUUUUGCAAUUACUGCUGGUUUCUAAAUUUGGUUGUUCAAGUCAACUGGCAACCUUCAAUUUCACUGCAGUUUUAAAUUUUGUUAAUGCUUUGGUUGUUACCUUUCAUAUUUCUAUUGGUGCUUAUUUUGAGGGUCCAACUAAACAUAUAAAGCAUCUAAACUGUAUGCAUCAUGAUUAAACAGAUGUCCUUUAAUUAGGCCUUUGGUUUAAUCUGUAAAUAGCACCUAGAAUUCAAAGGUAGUUCAACUGGGCUGUCCUAUUAAAAACAAAAACACCUUGGUAUACCUUUACUUAUAUGUAAAGAAAAUAAGAAGACCUAGAAUUAUUGGAUAUUAACUUAAGGAGCAAGUUUAAAUCUUAUGCAUGUUUGGCUAUGGUUCAAAUCUCAGUGUGGAAGAUCUUUGGACUACUGAGUGAAUUUUUUUUUUUUUUUUUUCUUUUAAAAUGCCAGUUGAUUUGCCACUUUCCCAGCCCCUCCAUAUUAAAAGAAAAAGUUAGUCCUGGUGGCCAUGUGCAACUAAUUUGUAUUACCUCUGUACUCUCCUAUGCCAAUGCAUUGGCUUGCAUAUUGUAAACUUAUAAAAUGGUGUCAAAGCCUGCCUACAGUCUAGACAGGCAAUCUGUAUGUUGGGUGAUACUACACAGCAGGCAUUUGUGGCACAAAUGAGUGUUACUGCUACAGAUUUUCACUCGAGGCCUUUGUCAUCAGACUAAAAAAAUAAUAAAAAUAGAAAAAUGCAGUUCAGUUGCUUCUUUUCUUUUAUCGUAUUUCUCUUGAAAUAUUAGAACCAAAUAAAGACCUUUCGAGGGAUUUGUUUGAAAUGCUUCCAGUACUUAACUUUGCAGCAAAGUGCAUAACUCUGAAAAUGAUUUUAAUGACACUAUAUGGCAGAAGUACUUUUUGCUGAACUUUAUUAGACAUUUUGGAAAACUGAAAUGUGUGUUUAAUAUCUCUAAAUAUGGACUUCCUGGCUUGCUGCAAAAUUUCUCUCCUCGUUGCUUGAGCUGGUAAUAUCAAGAUUGGUUUCAAGGACUGUAAACUUUCGUAGCUAACAUCAAUUCUGCUGUUCUGUAAAUUCACUUUAGAAUGUGCAGUGUAAGGUGUUCUGAAGUAGUUGUCCUACCCAUCCUUAUUCUAAAGGAACCAGAUAACUGCUUGUGUGUGUCUUAUUAAAAAUGCUGGUUAUUAAAUCCCUCUUAGUAUAGAACACCUCAACUGAGAAACAGUGGCUUCUGACUACACUAAGUGGAAAUUAAUUUGCUACGGUCAUUGUAAAGAAAAAAAAGCUUGUCCCCACAAUAUGCAGAAUUGAAGGGUUGAAGCCUUUGUCCCAAUAGUCUGCCAUGUUGAAAUACCACCCCACAAAUUAAUCUUAGAUUUCAUGAGAUGUUUGGUUUAUCAAAAGGAUUGUGGAACAUAACUACAUUCCUUGUUUGAUCUUGCACCAUUAAGAUUGGAGGAACUCCUACAGUCUUUCUUAUAUAUAUAUAUAUAGAAAUUAGCAUGUGUUCGUAUUAGUGCUUCCUAAAUAGAUCCUUGGCAUCUAGCAGUCAGUCCUUGGCAGUAGCAGUCCUUAGAAAUUCUCCUAACAUUGUCAUCUUUGUCUCAAGGUGAUAGGUUCUAUUGUCCAACAGCAAAACAUUGGGGGCCCUUUGGUCUGUCUAGGGGGACUGCAUAAGGCAUGUGUUUGGUUCAAGUAUCAAGCAAUAAGUAAUUCUAAUUAAUCUAUUGUCAGACAUUAUUCCCCACAUCACCUGCUUUUAGUGUGUGCUGUAAAUGUUCAUGGCAAACACCCCCCACUUAGUUACAGAUGGUGGAAUAGUGUCUUGAAUAGAGAGGUGCAGAAGUACUUGAUGGCUUCCAUUUGUGGCUUUUUACCUAAAAAUGCCAAAAUGGCCCUGGGUUUGAGCAUUGUGGGUUUUUUUUUUUUUUUGGUAGGUGAUGCAUAUUUUUGACUACAAUAAGUCUUUAAUUCUAGCACUUAUUUAACUUUUCUUCUGAGCAUGCUCUUAAAAAGACCACUGCAAAUAACCAGUGUAAAAGUAAACUAAGCAAGCUUAGGUUGACCUAUAAAGAGUUGGGUCCGUGUUUCAUUUUGAAACCUACUAGCACUACACAAAUUACUUGGCUAGGAAGUGUUAAUACUUAAGUAUCCAGUUUUAAAAGCUUCAAGGGAUUAAUAGUCAUAAAACCUAUUAUGUUAGGUUUGUGUAUUGUAUUCUGCCAUCUCAAGUUGUACAGAACAAGAAUUUGAAACCAUGUAUAUUUUGCAUUUCACUGUUAAGUUAAACUGAUCCGUUAAUCAAAAUGUAAAGUUUAAAGAUUGUUACUAGGCUAUAAAAUUGUGGAUUGAACAAAGUUAAGAUAUCAAUAAAGCAUAGGUGAUUUCA